UGCGACCACCGCCGCCGCCGCCGCCACUCCGACCGCGCCGUCGCUCAUGAUGCCAAAGGUGCUCGAGACGGUCGUGCAGGCCAAGACGGGUCUCAUCCCGCCGCACGAGUGGCACGCCUUUUGGAGCGCCGUCGAGGGCUGCAUGCGGCUGCAGGACGCAGACAACAAUGGCGUGUCUGCCGACGAGCGCGGCGCGGCCGGCGGCAAAAAGGCGCGGCUCGCGCGGUGCGGCGAGUGCAGCGGGUGCACGCGCGGCGACUGCGGCGAGUGCAAGAAUUGCAGGGACAAGCCCAAGUACGGCGGGCCCGGCGUCAAGAAGCAGGCUUGCCUCUGCCGCGUGUGCAGCAACCCGGUCGCCGAGAGCGUCGCGGCCGCCGUCGAGGCGGAGAACCCGAGCACCGAGGGCUUCCUCAGCUCGGAGGCGUCGCCGGCCUUCCGACCGACGCCCGGCGCGACCGCCACGCCGGAGCCGCUCGAGCUGGGGCCUCGCGUGGCGCUGCCAGCCGACGGCGACGAGUCGGGCGCUCCGAUGGAGGCGGCCGAGGCGGCGACGGAGGAGGAGGAGGAGGGGGAGGAGGAGGCGACGGCCGAGGAGGAGGAGGAGGACGACGACGACGAGCGGGAGGCGGCGGUGCCGUCGGGCGAGCACGGCGUCAACAGCAUGAUGCUCGCCACCCGGCAGAGGCUCUCCGAGCUGCGCGAGCAGGCGGGCUCGGCGGCCUCGUCGCCGUGGUCGGACGAUGACAUUGACGGCGCGACGGCCUACUCGACGGCCGACGACGUCGAGUGCGAGCAGGCCGCGGGCAUGUGAACGGUCGGUGCAGUGGCUGCGUGCUUGCAUCUUCCUGCGAGAGUGCUGGACUAUUUAUGCGUGGACCCCUGCCCGUGGCACACCCCUGACAGAGCCGUGACUCACCCACCCCUGCCCCCCGGGGUGGCUGGAGCGCUCAGGACCGUCCCAGUGGACUAACAGUGAACUCAUGUCUCCUUACCCCGUGCCCUGUUCGUACCUGCUCCUCUUGUCCGCUGUCCUCUCUCCGCGCCUUUCUCGUUUCUGCGUGUUGUUGUGUGGCUCUCAGUAAUCCCUGUCUCGUGCAUGCCGUGUGUAAUGAUCGUCGACUUUGUCCCCCUCCACCACCCUCGCCCAGGGAUCUACAAUGCUAAUGGUAACACUUGUCU
Emiliania huxleyi CCMP1516 is the source of this 1179-nucleotide messenger RNA. RefSeq lists its product as hypothetical. The record is from RefSeq and is a predicted model, not a curated record. The transcript has a single exon. NCBI's taxonomy places the organism in Eukaryota, Haptophyta, Isochrysidales, Noelaerhabdaceae. Gene Ontology annotation, molecular function: DNA binding; zinc ion binding. The coding region runs from base 47 to 811 and encodes 254 amino acids.